This is a messenger RNA of Rhopalosiphum maidis (corn leaf aphid), 1895 nucleotides long. RefSeq names its product protein TRC8 homolog. The transcript has 8 exons. NCBI's taxonomy places the organism in Eukaryota, Metazoa, Arthropoda, Insecta, Hemiptera, Aphididae. Gene Ontology annotation, molecular function: zinc ion binding; ubiquitin protein ligase activity. Gene Ontology annotation, cellular component: endomembrane system; endoplasmic reticulum. The coding region runs from base 1 to 1794 and encodes 597 amino acids. The record is from RefSeq and is a predicted model, not a curated record. Gene Ontology annotation, biological process: ERAD pathway.
AUGAGUUUCUGCAAUUUGUUGAGGGUUCCUCUCAUUUUUAUUAUAGACCAACUAUUUUAUAGUAGUUUUGAGUUUCCAUAUUUAUCUGAUGCAAUAUUUCCUGUAAAUAGCACACUCAGUCAAGUUGAUAUCAGUGAGUCUGAACAAUAUUACAAAGCUUUCUUCAAAAUCAUACCAUGUUUAAUGUUUUGUGCAUCAUUAAGUUUAUUGGUUCUAAAUGUAAGGUAUUUAUUCAUACUAUACCUUCAAGGAGUUUCUGUUUAUGUUGUAUUUUAUUCUUACUGGGCAAACAUUCAAACAAUAGAAGUUUUAUCAGGAAAAUAUGAAAAUUUUAAUGGAGACAUUGUAAAUGAAGUUAUAACAUGGAAUGUUGAUGGAAUAAUACAUCUUUUUACACAUUCACAAUUAUACCAGUUAUUCUGCAGUAUAAUGUUACAAUAUUUUCUAUCAUUAGUAUUUGAAUUUGUUCACGUUUUCACUACUGAUCAUUCAAUACAUAAUUUUUUCAAGUAUAGCUUUUUAAUUCCUACUUUAGUUGCAUUAAUACUCAAAACGAGUAACAUUUUAAAUACAGUAACUAUGUUAUCAACAUUGUUGCAAUUGUUUGUUUUGAUAAAAACAUUUUGGUUUAUUGUAUUUAUGAUGACAGAUUUAAUUCGGGAUGGAUAUAACUAUACACAAGAGAUCAUCAAUAAUCUUGGAGUAUUUUUUUUGAUUGAAACCGAAUGGUCUCGGCUUAAUAUGUCAAGUGUCUUACGAAUAUUUUGGGCAACUAGAGUACUAAUUCACAUUCUACACAUGCAAUAUAUAGAAAUAAAAAAUGAAACUUUGUUUGAAGCUAUAAAGUAUUUAUUAAUAAAAGGAAACGACACAUUUAUAGCGGUUUUGGGGAUGACAAGUUUUGUAUCAUACUUUUGUGAUUAUAUAGGAGCAUUCUUCCAUUGGGUGCUGUUGGUUGAUGAGUUUGAUGACAUAAGUGGUGGAAUAAUUUCUGCAAUAUUAUUUGUUAUGCUAGCUUUACAAACUGGUAUAACAGGAUUAGAUUCAGAAAAUCGUUUAAUAAAACUCUUUGAAAAUAGUUUUUUAAUUUGUGCUAUCUUACAACAAUACAUUCUUAAUAUGGUUAAUGAAUUAUUAAUGUUUUUAACUGCUUCGUACAAUAUUUCACUUAAAAGGCAUUUAAGAGCUCUCUUAGUUUGCGGAUUUCUUAUAGUGCUAUCAGUAACUAUUUUAAUAUAUUUGUGGUCUAACCAUUCAGUUAGUCCUUGGCUACUAUCAGUUUCUUCCUUGAAUAUUGUAACUAUUAUAAAAGUAUUGGUAUCAUUGGCUGUCUAUUCAUUAUUAUUAAUUGAUACUUAUUGCUCUAAAGCCUGGGAGAAAUUGGAUGAUUAUGUGUACUACAUCAAUUCAUUUGGAAACAUAGUAGAAUUUUGUUCUUCCAUAUUUCUUCUUCUGAAUAGUAUUUAUAAUGUGAGUUUUGUAUCUGGUGGUAAAAUUCGUGCAUUCAUUAUUUGUGUACAAGCAUAUUCAAACACAUGUCAAGCCAGAACAAAAUGGGAAGAAUUCACUAAGCGCAGUACAGUUAUGAAAAAAAUUGAAUCAUUAUCACAAGCAACUAAUAUUCAAUUGUCUAAAUUUAAUGAUGUUUGUGCCAUAUGUCAUGAAAAUAUGAGAUCAGCAAGAAUAACUAAAUGCAAUCAUUAUUUCCAUGGCGAAUGUCUGCGUAAAUGGUUCUAUGUAAAUGAUCAAUGUCCAAUGUGUCAAUGUGUCAUGGUACUUCAAGCAACAGAGUAGAAAUAUAAACAAAUCUAGACAUAGAACAUAAUCAACUUUCAAGAUCUUAAAAACAAUAUUUAUAGUGAUAAUUAUUAGUUAUUUUGUACUGAUUAGAUUUU